AUGUGUAUCGCUGCAUGGAUUUGGCAGGCUCACCCUCAGCACCAGCUCCUGCUGCUGCUCAACAGAGAUGAGUUCCAUAGCAGGCCUACAAAGGCAGUAGGAUGGUGGGGGGAGGGCUCAAUGAAGAUUCUUGGUGGCAGGGAUGUACUUGGUGGAGGAACAUGGAUGGGGAGCACCAAAGAUGGCAGACUUGCCUUCCUGACCAAUGUGCUCGAGCCUGAUGUGAUGCCUGGCGCACGCACUAGGGGAGACCUGCCCCUCAGGUUCCUGCAGGGCAACAAGAGCCCACUGGAGGUUGCAACUGAAGUCGCAAAAGAAGCUGAUGAGUACAAUGGCUUCAACCUUAUACUAGCUGAUCUAACCAGGAAUGUCAUGGUUUAUGUGUCAAACCGGCCAAAGGGGCAGCCUGCGACGAUUCAGCUCGUCUCACCAGGACUCCAUGUGUUGUCCAAUGCAAGGCUAGACAGCCCUUGGCAGAAGGCAAUUCGCCUUGGUAAAAACUUCAGGGAGUUUAUAAGGAAGCAUGGUGAUGAUGAAGUUGAAGCGAAGGAUAUAGCUGAUAGACUAAUGACUGACACCACGAGGGCUGAUAAAGAUAGGCUGCCAAACACCGGUUGUGAUCCCAACUGGGAGCACGGUCUGAGCUCCAUCUUCAUCGAGGUGCAAACUGACGAAGGGCUCUAUGGGACAAGGAGCACAGCAGUUCUUUCAGUGAACUAUGAUGGAGAAGCUAGCUUAUAUGAGAAGUACCUCGAGAGUGACUUCAUGUUGCCACCUCUGUCUAUGAUCAUACAUGCUUUACAGACAUUGUACCUUCAGUUCUUCAAUACAGUAGAUAUCGACUCUGAUGUUUACUAA
This is a messenger RNA of Triticum turgidum subsp. durum (durum wheat), 858 nucleotides long. NCBI's taxonomy places the organism in Eukaryota, Viridiplantae, Streptophyta, Magnoliopsida, Poales, Poaceae. The record is from the annotation of a GenBank genome assembly.